Messenger RNA from Haliotis rufescens (red abalone), 5871 nucleotides. RefSeq names its product protein neuralized-like. The record is from RefSeq and is a predicted model, not a curated record. The transcript is spliced from 3 exons. NCBI's taxonomy places the organism in Eukaryota, Metazoa, Mollusca, Gastropoda, Lepetellida, Haliotidae. The coding region runs from base 240 to 2027 and encodes 595 amino acids. Gene Ontology annotation, molecular function: ubiquitin protein ligase activity.
AGCCAGGUGAUAAGACAGUGUUGGAGAUCUGCCGUCAGUGUAGCCGUCUCUCUCGCUCACUCUGCCCUUUGUAGGUUAUUUCAGUCUUGUGCUAUUUUGGAAGCUCUGUACCUAGAUCUACCUAGCCCUCCAUGUCUAAAGUAUAAGGCAGAGGUUUGAAAGAGGCGUCAUAACAUGUUGGAGUUGCAGUGAUGGCUGUGAUUAUAUUCUAGUGCGUGAGGUAUUGCUCUUGUCUCAUCAUGUGUGACAACAAAGGUGAUGGUCGAGUUGAGGCAGUCAGAUAUGAUAGUUGCAUGGAUCACCAUGUGACCACUACACUGUGUGGCGCCAACAUAGAGCGCCAUAUAGAAGCUGCAAUACGUGGAAGCAACAUUCAGUGCCAUGUAGAAUCUUCAGCAAUAUGUGGUGGAAACAUACAGCGCCACAUCGAGUCAGCUAUGUGUGGUGCCAACAUUGAACACCUCAUGGAGUCACCAAUGUGUGGGAGGGGCAACAUGGAACAUCUCCUGGAGUCACCAGAAAUGUGUGGGGAUAAUGUGGAACUCCACAUGGAGUCACCAGUGAUCUGUGGAAACAUACAGCGUCAUAUUGAGUCCACGAGGACCAGUGGUAACUUUGAGCGCCACAUGGAGUCGUCACUAUGUGGUGGUAAUUUAGGGCGCCACCUGGGCCCGCCAAUACGUGGUGGCAGCAUAGAAUGCCAUCUUGAAUCUGCUGUUUGUGGCGGUAACAUUGAGCAAUACAUGGAUUCGCCACUAUGUGGUGCUAAUGUUGAGCGUAGUGUUGAAUCUGUAGUUUAUCCUGGUAACAGUGAACACCACAUGGAGUCACCAAUCUGUUGUCGUAAGGCAGACAUUGGCUCGCUGAUAGGCAGUGGUAAAAUAGAGCGCCACAUGGAGUGUGCAAGGGGAAGUGGAAACACAGAUCACAACAUGGAACCUCCUAUUUGUAGUGGUAACAGUGAACGUCACAGGGAAUCACCAAUACGUGGUGGGAACAUUAAGCGUUAUAUGGAGUCAGCUCGGUGCAGUGGUAGUAUGGAGUCGCCAAUGUGCAGUGGUAAGAUAGAGCACCAGAUAGAGUCGCCAAUGUGCAGUGGUAAGAUAGAGCAUGACAUAGAGUCGCCAAUGUGCAGUGUUAAUAUGGAGUCACCAAUGUGCAGUGGUAAGAUAGAGCACAACAUAGAGUCGCCAAUGUGUGAUGGCAACUUUGAGCGCCUUCUGGAGUCAGCAAUGUGGGGUGGUAGCAUGGAGCCAGGUGGUAGUAACAUGGAGCACUACAUGGAGCCGGCUAGGUGUGGAAAAGAUGUUGAUAAUCACUUUGGAUCUGCAUCCUGUGGAAAGAACAUUGACAAUCACAUUGAGACCUAUGACAAUAACCCAGAGCGUCGUGCAGAUUCCGACUCAGAGUAUGAAGUGUUCCACCAGUCUUACCGAGGUGAGGUGCGAUACUCCAGAAACAACCACAAGAUUGCCACCUUGAUGCAUGUAGACCGCACACUGCCCCUGUGGGCUUUUUUCGAUGUCUACGGCAAUGUACAGAAAAUUAAGUUGCUAGGUGCUACAAAUCCCUCAGGGAAUCUCCCUCGCCUCCCUCGGUCACGGUCAACAUCCAGCUACUCUGGCCUGACAGUGUCUUUACCCCCCUCAGCACAUCAGUCUAACACUGCCUCCCACCCUCCACCACGCCCACCCCCACCCACAGUGCCUCCAUCAGUGCUGCGCAGCUUCAGUGUACCCUCCCAAGCCACACCCACAUCCCCAACAGGUGCAGUGCCACCCCCACCACCAUACCCUGUGUCAAUGCCAACGUCCCCAACAUCUGGCCUUGGCGACAGCCCACCAGUGUUUGACGACACCAGUGAAUGUACAGUAUGCUAUGAAAGGCAGGUCAACUGUGUCCUGUACACAUGUGGACACAUGUGUAUGUGUUAUGAGUGUGCAAUCGCAGUCAGGAAGGACAAGGGUGGACUGUGUCCCAUCUGUCGGCAGCAGAUCAAGGACGUCAUCAAGAUAUACAGGUCUUGAUCUCAGUCAGUGAGACAGGAAUAUGUGUGCAAUGCUAAGUGUGAUGGAGAGCGUCUUUCAUUGGCUGGUGUCACUAGACCCAGGUCAGCUGUUAUGACAUAAUUGUGUGCCAUUGAUAUCUGAUGUACAUAUUGAUGUCAUUAGCACAGGUGUCAGUGUUAUUGAGUUCUAUAUGUUAACAGCUUGGUACUGACAACAGCAGCUUGUGUGUAUGUUGCUAUGCCUGGCCGCCAUGUCUUCAGCUGCAGCAACAACAUUAACAUGGUGGGAGGAACACAGAUCCCACAGUGGAUUCACUUGCAGAGAGAAACAAGGGGCAAUUUCACAUGGAGAAUAAUAUGGGGGUCAACAACAUCCAGUCUUGUCAUCGGAAGGCAUUCAUCAGGAACUCAUAAGGACUGGUUGUGUGCACAUCAAUAAAUAUUUCCACCUGAAGGUAGAAAUCAUGGAAGUUACGGUGAGAACAAUGUUGUGGAGGAUGCACCUUACAUGUCUUCACAACUUUACUGAAGGAGUCUUUACGGUAUGGGCCACAGAAGAGUUAAAGCUGAAUAAGUCAACGCACCACCGAACAUGAACUGAAAUUGUGGAGGUCAGACAUUAUUUACAAACUUAGUGUUAAUGUAUGCCAUGAUUGCUAGUUAAGAUAAUCAUAUUAUGUAAGAAGUUCCAGCCAUUCUUGCUAUGAACAUCGUGAAUGGCUGUGAAUUUCAGCCGCUAUUUGAAAUGGCCCCCAUGUUUAGAUGUGCAACCGAUGCUUGUGGAUCCUGCUGGGCUGGUCUUGUAGCAAAAUGUGACCACCUCAGUAACAGUUUAUGACAAGUAGUAAUACUGUUUGUUUGUACUGUGAGUACUUCAUAUUGAACAGAGAUGAUAUAAGCACAAGGUAGAUUUAUGAGAACAGCAGAGUGUUACUUUGGUUAAAAGAUAUGCUGAAAAAAAUGUAUAUCUGCUCAGUACAACCAUGGACUUGUAUAACCUAUGGUUAUAUAGGUCCGUGGUACACCCAAUGGACAAAGGGAAAUAUAUAAUUGUAUAUAGCAUGAACCUGAUGGACAUAUUUUCAAUACAAACAUUAUUUAAGAAAUUAAGAUGCUUAUAUAGGAAAAUAUUAUUUUUUCUGAAGAACACAAUCAAGAUGGGCAGUUUGAGUAUUUUGCCCAAAGUCUUAGUGCAAUAUAUGUUACUGGUAUGAUAUUUUCAACUUAUCUAUGUCUUGACAUAAGCCACAUGCGUAAUCCUAUUAAUGUUUAGUAUAAGGUGUGAGAACAGAUGUCAGGAUUCAUUAGACUUGACAAAUAUACAUUGUUGUGAUAAAGUGAUACAUGAUGAUGAUGAUGAUGAUGAUGAUGAUUAUGAUAUUUGGGUGUUAUUAUGACAGUGUACAGGAUGGGGUGUCUGUGAAUGUUCGCGAGAAUGUAGUAUUCUGUAAAAGUAUAGCCAAAGAAAGUUUUGAGUCCCAACACUGACCAGUACUGACCUAGGCCCCAUUGCUCAGGAGUAAGAUGGCUUAAACCUGUUUCACUUUUAUAUCCUGCAAGGACACUGUCACUGAUGAAAGUAUUCUGUUCGUUCCACUUCAUAUAAAACGUUGAUGCAAACACUCUGAGCAUGUCAAAGGUUCAAUUCUUUAGAGCACAAUAUUCAAACAAUUGGUCUGUUACUUUAAAACAAUUCAAACAAACAUGAAAAUAAUAGUUUUGAUAGUAAUAAUUUUGACACGUAAAUAUUACUUAUAUUGCUCACUUGCUUAAAUAUUAGUAGUAUUAUAUUCAUAGAAUGACAUCCUAAACAUGAACAGUGUGUCAUCAUGUUGUUUCUGAUAGCAGGCCUGGUAUUCUACAUGUGUGUACACCAUGAUAAUAUUGACAUGUGGAGUUAGCACUGGUCAGUUCCCUUGCGGUCACUGAUGUCUGGACUGGAUGCAAUGGUGUAUUGUGGUGUCAUGAGAUGGUAUGGAAGGUAUAUAGUAUGUUUCUGUGAAAUACAUCAACAUGUUCCUUCUUUUCUUAUGCUAGUUCUCAUUGUGUAUUUAUGUGAGACAAACACCUGCUUGAUGUGCAUCUUGCUGUCAGCAUGUUAUAAACAUUGUCAAACAAGGGAGUUAAAGGUCUGUUGCUGUGGUAACAGACUUCUUGUUGUAGUUGUUUUCUUUGCUAUGUACUACAUUCCUAGAUUAAGGGGCAGGCUAGUCCGUGCUGUUGUUGAUAUAAUGAGUGUUAGGUGCUGAAUAGAUUAUUGUCAUUAUUGCAUGUUGAUCUUCAAAUGGUAUCAUUUUGUUCAGGUUGACUGAUUUAGAAAUCACAAUCUGACAGAGUCGCCCCUCCCCCAUCCCCCAAUUGUUUCCAUGAUUUAUGCAGUUCCGUAGAAUGAGAUACACAUGUAAUUAACAGAAACUGACAUAGACAAUUCUUAAUUUGAAUCAUGUCUUUAAAUGCCACUAUUCAUUUGCAAACUUUCCAGGAUCUAAAUCCAUCAAGCAAUACCUGAUUAGCCUGAUAACAUUGUGACACAAGGUACUACUAGCAACAUGAAGACCCGCACAGGUAGCUGUCAUUAGGUUAGAUUUCAGAACCAUGUUUACAAGCAGGGAAAGUACUGUAAUAUGACCUUGUCAAUCUCCUGCAAUGAUCAGCUGAAAUCCAUUGGUACAAAGGCAUUCACCAGUUAAUCUGGAUAUGAUCUAGUCAGGCUGAUAUGAUCUUCUUUCAGCAUUCAAAUCCUUGGUUAAUGAACACCAAACUGGAACUUCUGUCCAAGUGAAUGACUUGAAUUGGCAGUAGUCGUGUGCUGCAGUCCUGUAUGUGUGACUGACAUGGCUUCAACACUGAUCUCUGUCUUCAACUCAUCACAUUGUUUACAGUAUUCUGCUAUGGGAUUUAUGUAUGCAAUUGUGUGAUGGUGUAUAUUAUUGUUUGAACAAAUUACUGUGCAACAUCAAAACAGAAAUUGUACUCUCUCAUCUUCAACAUGUUUUAUUCUGUGUCGAUGACUGUUUUUGUUAAGGACUGCUUGUUAAAUGUUUUGUUUGACAACCAACAUUCAUUUAUGAUGACUAUGAUAUGGCAUCAGCUGUAACUGAUAUUAUCCUAAUUUUAUGAAUAAAUUAUUUCUGAGAUCUACAAAGGUUAAGGAAUAGGUUGCAGUCAUCUGUCUGCCUUCAUCACAUUCAAAGCUGCUGAUCUCAGAGGAAAAUAAUUGUGUGUUGAUUAUUCUAAGCUUAUUGUAUGCCCAUUGAAAUUAGAGAAUGUCAGAUGCUUUUCCUUGUAGCAGCAAUAAUUAUCCCUGGAAACUUGUUUAUCACAUGCUUUUUGAAAGAAGCUACUUGUACAUGAAGAAGACAGUUGACUUCACUUAUUUUGAGAAUAUUUCUUCGGAGAUACAAACUUGUGUUUGAAACAGCCAUUGAUAACAGUGCUAAAAAUAAAUCAUAAACUCAUACCCUCGUAUAUGACCAUCCAAUGUCAAAACAUCUUAGAGAAGUAUGUGUACCAAAAAUGGUAUUUGUUUCAUGCAAAUGAGCAGGAAUGCCAGUAAAGGGCAUUCACGAAGGACACACUGUUGUGUAGCCUGGUGUACAUUGUGCAGGAUUAACUAUGCAGGACACGUCCAUGUUGUGUAUUUGUCAUACAUCGCCUGAACAGUUCUAUGUCUUAGACUGCAGUCCAGUGUUGCACUGUUAACUUGUAAUCCAGAGACAAGCUAGAUUGUACAUAUACACAACUGUAUAUAUACUUGGAUUGCUGCACAUGCUGGCAAGAGUUGAUCUUCAUCAUGGAUCACAUGCAGUGUGAUGUUAUGUAACUAAUAACUAAGGUGCAAAUAAACAAGUAUUAUUUCCUAA